AUGCUCGGACAGGGAAACAAUACUACAACGCAUAUCGUGGCGCCGGCAUGCGACAGCAAUAUGACCAACGUCCAGUGGAAUUUCGUCGCCGGUCUCCGUCUGUUCACGUGUACCGCUACUUUCUGGCUGAGUCUGGUGCUGUUGGCGGUGUUCCUGGCGAAACGCAUGCUACAGACACCGUUCAACAUCUACUUGAUCAAUCUGCUCGUGGCGAAUCUUCUGUAUCUUGCGCUAUCGUCCUUCCACGGUGUAAUCCAGUGGAUCAAAGCAAAUUGGUGGGGCGGCUUCUGGCUGUGCAAUAUCUACAAAUACGGUAUUAUCACGCCGUCGGCUUGUAUGAUCUGGACGGAGGUCCUCAUCACGGCGAACCGGGUGUGGGCCGUGACCUUUCCGCAUUCCUACCGGUUCCUGCAUACGCGUCGUCUGGCGGUCGGUACAUGCGUGGCCAUGUGGAUGGUAGUGCAUGUGGUGUGCGUGCCUUUUCUGGUGAUGGAUGCCUGGUGGUAUUCACUGCCCGGUGAGAUUAACGGCUGCCAUAUCAAUGUUGACCCACAGGCCGUUUAUUCACAGGUGAUCGAAAUAUCCAUGGCAGACCUGCCGAUUAUACUGAUCAUGGUGACAUAUCCGUACUUACUAUGGAAAACCAUCAUGCGGAAACGUCCAAACAAUCUCAAAUCGAUCAAACCGAAAACCAGGGAAUACACGUUUCCCACGUCCUUGCCUGCAAGUGGAAACUGGCGCACCUUUAGCGACGAGAACCGGACAUCCUUCAUCGUCUUAACAUGGCUCACCAUCAGUGUGGUGGUCUGCUUGACGCCAAUGACCCUGGUGAUGCUGGCCGGACGCUUUGUCAACCACGACGUUCCGGUCGCUUUCUACCGGGCGGCCAUUUGGCUGCAGGAACUGCAAGCCACCGCUGAUGGCGUCAUUAUUUUCGUCAUCGUCAAGGAUCUCCGCGAUGCCAUGCUGGAGGAGUGA
This is a messenger RNA of Paramacrobiotus metropolitanus, 978 nucleotides long. RefSeq names its product proteinase-activated receptor 3-like. Gene Ontology annotation, cellular component: membrane. Bases 1 to 978 code for a protein of 325 amino acids. The transcript has 3 exons. The record is from RefSeq and is a predicted model, not a curated record. Gene Ontology annotation, biological process: phospholipase C-activating G protein-coupled receptor signaling pathway; positive regulation of Rho protein signal transduction. Lineage: Eukaryota; Metazoa; Tardigrada; Eutardigrada; Parachela; Macrobiotidae. Gene Ontology annotation, molecular function: G protein-coupled receptor activity.